Messenger RNA from Ziziphus jujuba (common jujube), 1200 nucleotides. Its product is annotated as triacylglycerol lipase 2. The record is from RefSeq and is a predicted model, not a curated record. The coding region runs from base 1 to 1200 and encodes 399 amino acids. NCBI's taxonomy places the organism in Eukaryota, Viridiplantae, Streptophyta, Magnoliopsida, Rosales, Rhamnaceae. Gene Ontology annotation, biological process: lipid metabolic process. The transcript has 9 exons. Gene Ontology annotation, molecular function: hydrolase activity, acting on ester bonds.
AUGGCAAACAUUUCAUCAACAACUCUAAUUCUGGUGGAUCUUCUACUAUGUGUUUCAGCAGCCAUGGCAGCAAGAACAAAGCUGCCUGCUGCUGCAGGUGAAAACUUUAGCAUAUGCAAAUCAAUGGUGGAGACCCAAGGAUAUAUCUGCCAAGAACAUAAUGUAACAACUCCAGAUGGUUAUAUUAUUGGCUUGCAGAGGAUUUCAGCGGCUAAAAAUAAGAUAACAAAUUAUCCCCCAGUUUUAUUACAACAUGGAAUCUUUGCGGAUGCUGUUUCAUGGAUAUUGGGUUCCCCUGAUGAAUCAUUGGCGUUCAAGUUGGCGGAUGAUGGAUUCGAUGUGUGGCUUGCCAACACUAGAGGGACGUUAUCUAGCAAAGGGCACAUUUCACUUACUCCUAAAGAUCCAGCUUACUGGGAAUGGUCAUGGGAUGAACUGGCUGCAUACGAUCUUCCAACUUUCGUCGGGUAUGUGAACAAUCAAACAGGGCAAAAGCUGCAUUAUGUAGGGCAUUCCUUGGGAACUUUGACAGCUUUAUCUGCUUUCUCUCAUGGCAAAUUGUUAAAUAUGUUAAGAUCAGCGGCAAUGCUAAGCCCAAUUGCUUAUCUGGGUCAAAUGUCUUCACUGCUUGGAAGGACUAUUGCUGAACUAUUUUUAGCAGAGAAUCUGUACGUGAUAGGUGUCCGCGAAUUCAUUCCAAAAGCGAACGAUGUAGGAAAACUUUUGGAUGUUGCAUGCAGCAAAUUGGGAAUUAGCUGCUCCAACCUAUUGACUCUUUUCACAGGCCCAAAUUGCUGCGUCAAAACUUCCACAAUAGACGCUCUUCUCCAGCACGAACCUCAGCCGACUGCAACGAAGAACAUGAUGCACCUGGUCCAGAUGGUCAGAAGGGGAACUAUUACAAAGUUUAAUUAUAAUAAUAUCGCUCAGAACCUGAAGCACUAUGAGCAGGCUACUCCUCCAAAGUAUAACAUGAGAAGCAUCCCAAAGAAUUUUCCUCUUCUGCUCAGCUACGGAGGAAAGGAUACACUUUCCGAUGUCAAUGACAUGCAGGUUUUGCUAGACGACCUCAGAGACCAUGAUGCAGACAAGCUGGUUAUUCAGUAUAGGGAAGAGUAUGCUCAUCUAGAUUUUAUCAUGGGAACCAAUGCUAAUAGAAUUGUGUUUGAUCCUCUGAUAGCCUUCUUCAAGCUCCAUUAA